AUGACCCCCGCCGAGGCCCGUCGUUUCGCCGCCAGGGCCGACGACGCCGUUGCCCUCUUCGACCAAGAAGUCUCUGCGCGUGCCCUCGCUGCCAUCCACGACCCUCCGAUCCCUGCCAUUCCCCUCAUGCCAUCGCCCCCCGAACUCACCAUCGCUCGCCCGGCCUUCACUUCCGCUUCUGAGAGGAUCUUUACCUCCCGCCGUGGCCCCCGCGCAAUCCGUAUCUCUCCCUCUGUCUCUCCAACCUCCCAUGCCAAUGGCAUCCUCAGAGCCCGCUCUACAAACUUCGGAGUAGAAAUUGGGAACUACAUCGAUGACACUACGCUUGCCCGCCCCCGCCGGCGCAAUGUCAACCGCGAGACCUCCGAUGCUCCUCUCAAUCAGUAUUCUGACAUGCCUAAUGAUGAGGACGAGGAUGUCGAUAUGGACGAGGACGACGACGAUGACAGUGAAGAUGAAGACGAUCACGAAGGACCACAGUAUACCGAGGCUGGAAAUAACGACGAUAACGAUAGCGAAGAUAAUACCAUUGACCCCGCAGCGGGAUGGCGUCUUCAGGACCAGGAGGUGGUGCUGGAGCGGAUUGGUGCCGGACUGCGGCCCGGAACAUUUGAGGAGGAGCUUGUUCGUGAUGAGGGACUUAGGGCUAUAGAGACGCGCAUGGACAGUCGGAGGAGGGAGAGGGAGGCUACAGGGCGAGUGACGAGGUUGGCUCGCAAUGUGGGGGUGGGUGGUGGCGGAGUGAGCCUCGGAGGUGCUAGGAGCAUCAGUCCGAUAAUGCGGCAGCCACAGGUGCCAAAGAUGGAGUGGCCAGAUGCGAGGAAGAUGACGAAGGAGGAGCUGGCGGCAUAUAACAAGAAGGCAAUUGCAGAGGAUAGGGAGGCAGAGGCGAAGUGGAGAGAGGAGAAGGAUAGGAAGGAUAAGGAGGAGGAGGGGAAGCAGAAGGCGGUGUGA
This is a messenger RNA of Morchella importuna, 954 nucleotides long. RefSeq lists its product as uncharacterized. Lineage: Eukaryota; Fungi; Ascomycota; Pezizomycetes; Pezizales; Morchellaceae. The record is from RefSeq and is a predicted model, not a curated record. The transcript has a single exon. Bases 1 to 954 code for a protein of 317 amino acids.